Vigna angularis (adzuki bean) is the source of this 2662-nucleotide messenger RNA. RefSeq names its product NAC domain-containing protein 17. Gene Ontology annotation, molecular function: DNA binding. The record is from RefSeq and is a predicted model, not a curated record. The coding region runs from base 174 to 2258 and encodes 694 amino acids. Gene Ontology annotation, biological process: regulation of DNA-templated transcription. The transcript is spliced from 5 exons. NCBI's taxonomy places the organism in Eukaryota, Viridiplantae, Streptophyta, Magnoliopsida, Fabales, Fabaceae.
UAUUAUUAUAAUGUAAUUUCCAAAGACAACUUCUUAACUAAGGAGUCAUGUCAAGUCAAUGAAUGUGAAAUUAUAAAUUCAUUUCACCACACAAUCACUGAAAACACAAAGUAGCGUUCUUCAUUCAGUCCCCUGUUUCGUCAUCCACCCUUUUUUCUUAUUCAACACUGAAAAUGGAGAUUGUAGGAUACGGUUUUCGUCCCACCGAUGAAGAACUUGUCCACUUUUACCUCAAACACAAGUUGCUAGAUGAUGAUCCCCGUGUCCAUGUCAUGACUGAUAUAGAUCUUUGCGAUGUGGAACCUUGGGAAGUACCAGAGAUGUUAGCAAAAUCAGUAAUACCAUUCAAAAACUCAGAAUGGUUUUUCUUCCGUCGUGUUCGGUUGAAAUACUCAAAUAGUGAAAGGUUUAACAGGACAACCAUGAGUGGGUUCUGGAAACCCACGGGAAAACCCCGUGAUGUUAGAACAGGGGACACCAACACUGUCAUUGGGACUAAGAAGACUCUUGUUUUCCAUAGUGGUCGUGCUUCCAAAGGUGUCAAUUCCAACUGGGUUAUUCACGAAUAUCAUGCUCUUAACUCUCUCCAAAGCCAGAAUGCUUUUGUGUUAUGCCGCUUGAAAAAGAAACAUGGGAAAACGACCGAAGGAGGAACUGCUGCACUGAUAUGUGAUGAAGAGGAAUCCAGUAGAAGCGUGGUUUCUGACACUGAAAAUCAGGCAAUAGCAGAAGGAGUUCCAUCUGGAGAUACUUUUAGCAGAAUGGAAACAAUCUGUCAGUUAACAUAUCAGGCAGAAAAAAAUAUCUCCCCAGCAGAACAGUCUCUAAUUGAUAUUGAGCAGGAUGAAGCAUCUUUCCCAAACCCAUCUAACGAUGCCUAUUUUAGAAAGGAAAACAACAAUAGGCAUAUCCCAUAUGCACAGACUCCAUUUGAAGCUAUGCAUACUUCUUUAGGAUCUACCCAAAAUCCAUUUGAAGUUGGAUCUAUGUUAACUCUUUUUGAAACUACACAACCUUCAUUUGAAACUACAAAUACUCCUUUUGAAACUAUGGAGACUCCUUUUGAUACUAUGGAGACUCCUUUGGGAGCUAUGUAUACUUCAUUUGAAACUACGCAGACUUCUUUAGGAUCUAUGUUAACUCCUUUAGAAACUACACAACCUUCAUUUGAAACUAUAAAGACUCCUUUUGAAAUUAGGGAGAUUCCUUCUGAUACUAUGGAGACUCUUUCAGGAACUAUGCAGUCUCCUUUGGGAGCUAUGCAGAGUCCUUUAGGAGCUAUGUAUACUUCAUCUGAAACUACGCAGACUUCUUUAGGAUUUAUGUUAACUCCUUUAGAAACUACACAACUUUCAUUUGAAACUAUAAAGAUUCCUUUUGAAACUAUGGAGACUCCAUUUGAUACUUUGGAGUCUCUUUCAGGAGCUAUGCAGUCUCCUUUGGGAGCUAUGCAAACUCCUUUAGGAGCUAUGUAUACUUCAUUUGAAACUACGCAGACUUCUUUAGGAUCUAUAACACCUUUCGAAACUACACAUCCUUCAUUUGAAACUACAAAUACUUCAUUUGAAACUACAAAUACUCCUUUUGAUACUAGGGAGACUCCUUUGGGAGCUAUGUAUACUUCAUUUGAAACUACACAAACGUCUUUAGGAUCUAUGUUAACUCCUUUUGAAACUACACAAACUUCAUUUGAAACUUCGAAGUCUUUGGAAACUCCUUUUGAAACUAUUGAGACUCCUUUAGGAGCUAUGUAUACUCCACCUGAAAUGAUUCAUCCUCCAUCUGAAACUACGCAGAUUCCUUUAGGAUCUAUGCAGACUUCAUUAGGAUCUACGCAUAUUCCUUUAGGAUCUAUGCAGAUUCCUUUUGAAAGUAGGAAAAUUCCAUUUCAAAAUACACAUACUCCAUCGGAGACUCCUUUUGAGUUCCCUAAAUCAUUGAAAAGGGCAUAUUGUGAAAGCACUUGCAUAAAUCCAGAAGUCGUCCUUAAACUGGACGCUUGUAUUGAUGAUAGUUCAACUAUGUGUACUAAAUAUCUUAAUUCAGAUGAAUACCAUUCAUCAAAAAUGUUUAAAACAUCAUAUGAUGUUGUAAAUGGUGACACACAUCUUCUAUUUUCGAACCAAGAAGCAAGUCAGAAACAAGAAAGUAUAUUUCAAGACAAUUUACGGGGAAUGGAGACAUCCUCAUGUGACUCUACAGUAUAUAAUCCUGAAGAGAUCAAUUGGAAUGAAAUAUCUAGUUUUCCUUGCACUUAAAGGUCAUGGGAAGAUCAGUAUCAUCUAAGACCGAACAACUUCAUAUGGUCCGAACUAAGAAUUUCGUACCAUUAUUGGAUUAGUGGAUAAGAGUAUAUGUUAUUAAAAAUAACUUGCUCUGAAAUAGCCAAUUUACUAGAAUUUGCAUAAUGACAAUUGUGCAUUAUAAUUCAAAAGUAUGUAUAAUAGGAAAUGUAUUAGAAAGUAUUAUAAACGAUGAAGUCGUGUGCAUUUAAGAUAGUAGAUUGUGUACUAGGAUGUUUGUAUGGCUAUUUGUAGUUUCUGGUAAGAGUACUUUUUUGUAGUGAACUUUUGUCUCUAGGAUACCAAGUGUAUUUAUCCAUUGAAUUCAUGUUUUUAGAGCAUAUCCAUGUCGUGGUGAGAUUCUCUAAUCAAUUUCUUUG